Trichogramma pretiosum is the source of this 1146-nucleotide messenger RNA. RefSeq names its product BTB/POZ domain-containing protein At4g08455-like. The transcript has a single exon. The record is from RefSeq and is a predicted model, not a curated record. Gene Ontology annotation, cellular component: nucleus; cytoplasm. Lineage: Eukaryota; Metazoa; Arthropoda; Insecta; Hymenoptera; Trichogrammatidae. Gene Ontology annotation, biological process: regulation of proteolysis; proteasome-mediated ubiquitin-dependent protein catabolic process. Gene Ontology annotation, molecular function: ubiquitin protein ligase binding. Bases 47 to 1024 code for a protein of 325 amino acids.
UUUUGUGCAUGAAAUAAAACCAUUCAAAAUCUUCAUUCAGUAUAAAAUGUCAAACGUAACUAGUGUCUCAGGAACUACGUGCGUUGAUAGAGAAGACUGCAAAUUUGUGUGGACGAUUAAAAAUUCGAAAUUUCUGAUGUCUACAAACGAAUGUUUAGAAUCACCAAUAUUCAGUGCCGAAUGCGGUGAAGAAUUUUAUUUUCGAUUGAUCUAUGACGAUAAAAGAAAUAGAGUUUUAUAUCUCUGCUGCCCAAACAUAAAAAAUCAGUUCAAAUGUAUCUGCGAAGUAUCAGUUAUCGAUUUACGCCAAAAUAGGUCGUCAAUUAUAAAUCGUAAGAUAAUGUUUGAAACAAGUAAAGAAGAAAUAAGCCUUAAAUUGAUACCUGCACCCAGUUCUGACAACUAUUUUCCUGAUUGCAAUGAUGCAAUUGUUAAAUGUGCCUUAACAUUAUCGAGCGGAGUUAAAAGAUCAUUUAUAGAAUCUGAAUCUAGAGUUGAUAAAAGCAAAGAAUUGGCACCUAAACUAGACUUCAACUGGAUUUUUCUUAAUGAAAAUUUAAGCGAUAUCAAGCUACGAACUUCAUGUGGGAAAGAAAUUCCAGCACAUAAAGUCGUGCUCGCGAAUGCGAGUCCGGUAUUCAAAGCUAUGUUUAGCCAUGACAUGAUGGAAAACCAAAGCCAAUCAGUUGAUAUGAUGGAUGUGAAGUACGAAGCUGCAGUUGAGAUGCUGCGGUACAUUUACACAGGAAGUGUUGAAGCUCAAGAAUUUUCCUUGACUUCAGAACUUUUGGCGGCAGCCGAGAAAUAUCAACUUGAAGGAUUAAAAAAUACGUGCGAUCUAAAAUUAGCCUCCAAUUUAUCUACUGAAAACACUGUUAAAGCUCUUGCAUUUGCUGAUACAUACAACGCGAAAUAUUUGAAAAAACGAGCCAUUAGUCUUUUCAAUCGUAGUAUGUGCGAACCAUUGGACUAUAAUAAAAUAAGUCAUAUGCUUCUCAGCAAAGAGCAACCAGCUUUGGAAUAAUUUGAGAAAUUAUAAAUUAUUCUCGUUUUUAAUUUACUUACAUUUGUUUGCGAGCUACUUCAGCUUCAAAUCAUUACAUUGUAAUUUUAUUCCUGAACUAAUAUAAAUGUAUUAUUUUUUAA